AGUUAUUCGACUUUGAUAGUUAAAUUGACACAAGACUGCACAAGACUAUGAUACCUAAUCGAUCAAUAUCUUAAAAUAUUUGUAAUUGUUUUGAAAUACAAACUUAUAAACUGCUCAUUUUAACUUUUGGCUUUUACAAUGACAUACAACAAUUCGGUGUUCGUUGGGAACUGGCUGGAAGAGCGGUUGCAAAAUGAAUAUCAAUUUAUGCUAUUCUUACGUAAGAGAGAUCGAAAAGAAUUAUUAUUGCAGAGAUCAAGAACAUUGUUUAGCAACUUGUUAAGAGAGAGGCCAUUAGCAAUUAGUGGAACCUUUUUGUUGUAUGGAUAUAAUGUUCAAGUGGUUAACUCGGACAUGCCCGUAAAGGGAAAAACAGCUGACGGUAAGCCGCAAUACGGACUGGCGCUGUCUAGUGUAGUGAACCCGAGACAAGUGGACAACAUGCAGGACAUCUCCGACGGGUGUCUGAUGAGUCUCUCUCCAAUCACCACUCCGUGCUGUCGGAACACAUUCGUACUGGUCAAUGUGAGCGACGAAAGUAUUCGCGGAGAACAGUUAAAAUAUGGCGACGAAUUUCUAUUGAGGGCUGAAAAUUAUGGAGACCCAAAGGCAGCACCGCUGUACGUGCGCUAUACGUCACAAAUAGUCCCGGGCCCUGCAGAUCUUAUGCCGAUACAACUGAGCAAGAAUAAAGAUUCCAACUGUAGGUGGACAACGGUGCCACUGCUGGCUAAGGACCGCGUCGAGCAACUGGGCUGUAGUAUCAAGACUGGAGCAAAACUCAUCAUAAAAAAUUGUGUCGCUGAUAAAAGUUUGUGCGUUAUGAACCAAAGUUGGAUGCAGACUUUCUUUGGCCCCGAGUGUGGAGUUACGUGCCGAAACUACAUUGAUAUUCAUAAAAGGUACACAGCGGAGAAUGUGUUCACAUUGGUCAGUGAUAUAGCGACUAAAAGCAAGGAAUGACUGAGACUUUUAUAUUAUAUUUAUUUUUGGUUUAUAAAUUGUAUACUUUUGAUACA
Molecule: messenger RNA, 1019 nt
Organism: Leptidea sinapis
Lineage: Eukaryota; Metazoa; Arthropoda; Insecta; Lepidoptera; Pieridae
Product: cilia- and flagella-associated protein 161
Exons: 9
Coding region: 139-963 (274 amino acids)
Biological process (GO): cilium assembly
Cellular component (GO): motile cilium
Source: RefSeq, a predicted model, not a curated record